AUGAGAUUAUUCCUCAAUAACAAUAGUAGUAGUAGUAGUAGUAGUAGUAGUAGUAGUAGUAGUAGUAGUAGUAGUAGUAGUAGUAGUAGUAGUAGUAGUAGUAGUAGUAGUAGUAGUAGUAGUAGUAGUAGUAGUAGUAGUAGUAGUAGUAGUAGUAGUAGUAGUAGUAGUAGUAGUAGUAGUAGUAGUAGUAGUAGUAGUAGUAGUAGUAGUAGUAGUAGUAGUAGUAGUAGUAGUAGUAGUAGUAGUAGUAGUAGUAGUAGUAGUAGUAGUAGUAGUAGUAGUAGUAGUAGUAGUAGUAGUAGUAGUAGUAGUAGUAGUAGUAGUAGUAGUAGUAGUAGUAGUAGUAGUAGUAGUAGUAGUAGUAGUAGUAGUAGUAGUAGUAGUAGUAGUAGUAGUAGUAGUAGUAGUAGUAGUAGUAGUAGUAGUAGUAGUAGUAGUAGUAGUAGUAGUAGUAGUAGUAGUAGUAGUAGUAGUAGUAGUAGUAGUAGUAGUAGUAGUAGUAGUAGUAGUAGUAGUAGUAGUAGUAGUAGUAGUAGUAGUAGUAGUAGUAGUAGUAGUAGUAGUAGUAGUAGUAGUAGUAGUAGUAGUAGUAGUAGUAGUAGUAGUAGUAGUAGUAGUAGUAGUAGUAGUAGUAGUAGUAGUAGUAGUAGUAGUAGUAGUAGUAGUAGUAGUAGUAGUAGUAGUAGUAGUAGUAGUAGUAGUAGUAGUAGUAGUAGUAGUAGUAGUAGUAGUAGUAGUAGUAGUAGUAGUAGUAGUAGUAGUAGUAGUAGUAGUAGUAGUAGUAGUAGUAGUAGUAGUAGUAGUAGUAGUAGUAGUAGUAGUAGUAGUAGUAGUAGUAGUAGUAGUAGUAGUAGUAGUAGUAGUAGUAGUAGUAGUAGUAGUAGUAGUAGUAGUAGUAGUAGUAGUAGUAGUAGUAGUAGUAGUAGUAGUAGUAGUAGUAGUAGUAGUAGUAGUAGUAGUAGUAGUAGUAGUAGUAGUAGUAGUAGUAGUAGUAGUAGUAGUAGUAGUAGUAGUAGUAGUAGUAGUAGUAGUAGUAGUAGUAGUAGUAGUAGUAGUAGUAGUAGUAGUAGUAGUAGUAGUAGUAGUAGUAGUAGUAGUAGUAGUAGUAGUAGUAGUAGUAGUAGUAGUAGUAGUAGUAGUAGUAGUAGUAGUAGUAGUAGUAGUAGUAGUAGUAGUAGUAGUAGUAGUAGUAGUAGUAGUAGUAGUAGUAGUAGUAGUAGUAGUAGUAGUAGUAGUAGUAGUAGUAGUAGUAGUAGUAGUAGUAGUAGUAGUAGUAGUAGUAGUAGUAGUAGUAGUAGUAGUAGUAGUAGUAGUAGUAGUAGUAGUAGUAGUAGUAGUAGUAGUAGUAGUAGUAGUAGUAGUAGUAGUAGUAGUAGUAGUAGUAGUAGUAGUAGUAGUAGUAGUAGUAGUAGUAGUAGUAGUAGUAGUAGUAGUAGUAGUAGUAGUAGUAGUAGUAGUAGUAGUAGUAGUAGUAGUAGUAGUAGUAGUAGUAGUAGUAGUAGUAGUAGUAGUAGUAGUAGUAGUAGUAGUAGUAGUAGUAGUAGUAGUAGUAGUAGUAGUAGUAGUAGUAGUAGUAGUAGUAGUAGUAGUAGUAGUAGUAGUAGUAGUAGUAGUAGUAGUAGUAGUAGUAGUAGUAGUAGUAGUAGUAGUAGUAGUAGUAGUAGUAGUAGUAGUAGUAGUAGUAGUAAGUGA
Molecule: messenger RNA, 1695 nt
Organism: Schistosoma mattheei
Lineage: Eukaryota; Metazoa; Platyhelminthes; Trematoda; Strigeidida; Schistosomatidae
Source: the annotation of a GenBank genome assembly